Messenger RNA from Paramecium primaurelia, 140 nucleotides. NCBI's taxonomy places the organism in Eukaryota, Ciliophora, Oligohymenophorea, Peniculida, Parameciidae. The record is from the annotation of a GenBank genome assembly.
AUGAUGAUCUCUACUUACAUCAUCGAGUUUGUAUUAUGGAGAGCUGUUAGGCAAAGUGAUAUUAGAGGAGAGUUCGAAUUAUCCCAAAAAAUACUACUAAAUAAGAUGUAUUCAAUAAUUCUAAAAUGUAAAGCUAUUGA